AUGAGUGGAGAAACUAUCAAUCAAAAUAAUAAUCAAGGAAUAUUUCCAACUCAUCCAUAUUUUUCUGAGAAAUCUGUGAUUAAUAAAAUUAGUCUAGCUGACGAAAUCCAACUUUGUGUAGAUGAAUAUAUCCAAAUAGUGCAAUUUUGGCAAUUUAAUGUUGGAGGCACAAAUAACAUCGUAAAUGAAAGUUUGAAUCAAGAUUCAGGUGAGAAUCCAAAUAUUUUAAAAGAAUACUUAUUUUCCCUUUUGGAUUUACCUGGAAAUUUUCAAAAUGGAAACCCAUUUUUUGCAGAUGAUCUCUUUUCUCAAUCGUUGAAUUUGUAUAAGAGAAAACCACUUAUUUCGAAGAGAACGAUCAACAUUAACAACUUUGAGAACUCAACAAAUAAGAAUUUAGGCAAUGACGAAGAGACAACCAUGCUAGAGAAUAAAAACAAUUUUAAUGAAGAUAUCGAAGUUUUAGAAAGCGAAGAUGAAUCAGACUUUGAUUACGAAUAUAUGAGUCACAGUAAUAAUGAGGAUUACGACGAACUGGAAGAUAAUACUAAUGAUAACGAUGUUAUUUAA
This is a messenger RNA of Cryptosporidium ubiquitum, 570 nucleotides long. RefSeq lists its product as uncharacterized. The transcript has 2 exons. NCBI's taxonomy places the organism in Eukaryota, Apicomplexa, Conoidasida, Eucoccidiorida, Cryptosporidiidae. The record is from RefSeq and is a predicted model, not a curated record. The coding region runs from base 1 to 570 and encodes 189 amino acids.